AAGUUCGGCUAUGUUUUUCUUUCUUUUGGUGAAAAACAAAAUGUCUUCUACCGAAUCCAAAGUAGAAACCAUAACCCAACUCAUGUCUUUUCAUCAUCAUCCUCUAUUAUUUACGAAUGCCUCUUCUAUUCAUUGCAUUUUGUGCGAAACAGAAGAAAGUGAAGAUAGCUUGGUCUGCCAAUGCAUUGAGUGUGGCUUCUCAUUGCAUAUAGAAUGCGUAGAGAUCUUCGAGCUCUUCCGUGCAGUCACUUUCCCAAGAUCUUCAUCAAUGGAAAUCACGAUUGUCAUUUUUGUAAAAUUGAUCUUUCGACGACGUCUUUGUAUGCUCGUUGCACGAUAUGCAAUGUAAACAUGGAUCUAGACUGUAUGGUGAAUCUACCACCACUCACUAUUUUCGAGCCAAAGCACCAUAAGCAUAGCUUCAACCUCUUGUUACGAGUAGUCACCUUUACUUGUAAUGCAUGUGGAUUGGAAGGUGACCGUAAUCCUUAUGUAUGUUAUGAAUGCCAUCUCAUGGUACACAAAGAUUGUAUUGAAGGUCUACCGGGAGUCAUAUACAUCAAUCGGCAUGAUCAUCGUGUCUCUCACACUUUUCAUCUUGGUCAAGAAGAGAGAGAUUGGGAGUGUGGAGUUUGUCGUAGGACGAUUGAUUGGGUCUACGGAGCAUAUACAUGUUCUCUUUGUCCUAGUUAUGCUGUUCAUUCAAAAUGUGCAACGAGGAAAGAAGUGUGGGAUGGUAGAGAACUCGAAGAUGUGUCCGAAGAAGAUGAAGAAAUUGAAGAUCCAUUCAAAGUAAUUAAUGAAACGGAUAUCAUACAUUUUAGUCAUGAAGAACAUGUACUUAGAUUGGAUGAGAAUUGUCAUAUGGAAAAUGACGCUACGCGUUGCCGGGGGUGCAUUCUUGCUAUUAAUGGCAAUCUAUCCUACAAAUGUCUGGAAUGCGAUUUCAUCAUUCACAAAGUAUGUGCAAGUCUUCCGCGGAAGAGACGACAUUUUUUGCACAACCAUAAACUCACUCUACGAGUUGACAAGGCUUCUAUAUUUUUAUGUUCUACUUGUGAUACCACUCCUAAUGGUUUCAGAUACGAGUGUGACGAAGACCAUGGCGAUGAAGAAUUUGUCUUUGAUCUUCAGUGUAGUUCCAUAUCAGAACCCUUUCUACACGAUUUGCAUCCACACCCGUUAUACUGGACCUUGGAACAUUCCAAAAAGUGUAAGGCUUGUGGCACCAAAGCAGGUUAUGAUCUCAACUGUAUAGUGUGUGAUGAUUACUCAUUAUGCAUGACGUGCGCUACUUUACCAAGUAAAGUAAAACAUAGGUGUGACGAUCAUCUUCUGUCACUACGUCAAGGUGCUUCUGACUUCGAUACUGGUCACUUGUGGUGUGAUAUUUGUGAGACCAAGACAGAUCCGAGUGUAUUUUACUAUACUUGUGAUGAUUGUGGGGUCAGCCUUCAUUUAAAGUGUGUACUUGGAGAUUUAUAUAAUGCGAAGCUAGGACUAAUAGAUCCCAGAGAUCCCGCUCAUGAAGUACUUCCCAAUAAUGGUGUUACUCGACCUUUCUGCUUCCAUUGUGAACUUCGUUGUAAGUUCCCCUUCCUUAUAAGGAGAGCUACAGAAGAAUUUACUCUUUACUAUUGUUCGCUAAAUUGUUGUUUAGAAGCAGCCUUCUAUAUUCCACCUGUAACAGAUGAAGGGUAGAUUUUAGAUAAGCACGAGUAAUAUGUAAUUUCAUUUUAUUUGUUUUGCUUCAACAUUACAUUUAACUCUAUUAUUUAUUUUAGUAAAUAUUCUAUCUAUCGUGGAAUUACCAUUUAAGGUUUUAAUUACUCCCUCUGUUUCUAAUUAAGUGUACUUUGUUGUUUUUAUUUUUCUAUGCAAACAUUAAAUGUAUUUAAUAGUUUUUAACCAAUUAUAUUUUACAUCAUAGUUUUUUAUUGGUUGGAUUAAUUAUAAUUAAUGAUGUUUUUAUAUGAAAGAGAUAAAUUAAAUG
Arabidopsis thaliana (thale cress) is the source of this 1993-nucleotide messenger RNA. Its product is annotated as Cysteine/Histidine-rich C1 domain family protein. Bases 214 to 1701 code for a protein of 495 amino acids. The transcript has a single exon. Gene Ontology annotation, molecular function: zinc ion binding. The record is from RefSeq and is marked reviewed. Lineage: Eukaryota; Viridiplantae; Streptophyta; Magnoliopsida; Brassicales; Brassicaceae.